CAAUUGUUCCUUAUUUUCGAGCCCACGCUUGUAUGUGUAUGUGUUCAUGGGUGGCAGUAAGAGUGUGGAGUACAGCCAAGAGACCAUGGAAAAGGCUCUGAAACAAGUUGAGCAAAUGACGGCUAAUCUGGGAGGAACAGAGAUCCUGAGGCCCCUGGAACAUAUUUUCAGCCAGUCCUGCAUUCCCAAUCAACCUAGACAACUAUUUGUCUUUACUGACGGAGAGGUGGGGAACACCAAAGAAGUCAUCAAUCUGGUGAAGAAGAAUUCAGGUUCCCACAGGUGUUUCUCCUUUGGGAUUGGGGAAGGGGCCAGCUCUGCUCUUAUCAACGGUUUGGCCAAGGAAGGAAGAGGUCACGCUCAGUUCAUUACAGGGGAAGAGAGGAUGCAGCCCAAAGUGAUGCAGUCCCUACAAUUAGCUCUGCAAUCAGCUGUGGAAAGCAUCUCAGUCAAGUGGAACGUGCCAGUUGGAGUCUCUGUCACUGUCCUCUCUCCACCAGUCACAGCACUUUUCCAUGGUCAGAGGUCACUGAUUUAUGCACAACUUACUGUAAAGAGCCAUCAUAUUUCAAGAAUCUUCAGGAGGGCCUCACAAGAGGGCUGUGUGACAGUGAAGUACAACCUGGCAGGUCAUCCGUCUCACAACCAGCUCCACUUCAGUCUCAAACCUGCAAAGGGCACUGGAUUAACAGUGCACAGGUUGGCUGCUCGGACUCUGAUUCGCUCGCUGGAGAUGGAGGAGGAAGAGCACAGAGGAAAGCAAGAUGGAGGAGUGAAGAAGAAGGUGGUGGGGCUCAGUGUCCAAUCAGGAGUGAGCAGUGUCUUCACUGCUUUCAUUGCUGUCAACAAAGUUGAUGGCAAGGCAAUUCAAGGACCUCUG
Molecule: messenger RNA, 880 nt
Organism: Plectropomus leopardus (leopard coralgrouper)
Lineage: Eukaryota; Metazoa; Chordata; Actinopteri; Perciformes; Serranidae
Source: RefSeq, a predicted model, not a curated record